AUGAACAAUCGGCCUGUUGACCAGGCAUUGGCCACUUUACUCCCUACACAUGCAAACGACAUCCCACCAGAACUGCGAAAUCUCGCCUUAUCGUUUGUUGCACAGUCCCGGAGCUUUUCGACGAGUCUGAAGCCAGAUGAAGAGAUCGCUCGUCCGUUUGCUUGCGCUGAGCUAGCUUGCAAAAGACUCGCACGCGCUCUCAAAUUACCUCCGUUGCUCGGCCACCCACCAUGUCCUCCACGAACCUACAAAAAGCUGUACACCCUCCUUGAACGAUCCAUAGCCCCAAGUAUAUUGAGUCCGAAACGGACAGUAAACUCUUCUGCGCCAGGAACACCAUCGCGCUCCGGUUCGGCACCGACAACGCCUACUAAACAAUCAGGGGUUGCGCAAACUUCAUCGAAGGUCUCCGCAACUCCACGAGGGCUGGAAAAUACACCGAGCAAAUCUACGCCGUUGAAAAGGACAUUUACAGAUUUUGAAGAUUCACGAACCCCGCAAAGGUCCAAAAAGAUCCAGAGCGAUAGCCAUUUGACCUCUAGCAAAAUUCCCGAUGCGCCGGCAUGGGUGAUGGUGUCUAUUCGCAAGGUCUGCAAGACCCUCUCAACCCCAGCACCGCGGAUGAGCACUUGGUCCAGACCGCCAAUCUCGCGGACACUCCCUCCGCACAUUUUUGCCGGUGUCUCGUCGAUUCUAUACUUUGUCGACAACCAGGAUGACUUUGACGAGGUCGCAGCAGAGUUUCUAGAGCCGGUGACAUCCGCAAAAGACAGUGAGAAAGAUGAAGACUUCAAGGACAUCAUCAACGCGCUAGUGGUAGCAGUCUACUUCCUCGUGCUCGCGCGACGACGAACACCAAGCGAAGCCUCCGACGACACCGCGCAAGAGGAAACCAGAAAGAUGGAUAAGAAGACCUUCUCAGAGAUGCGCCAAAGUGCACUUGUAAGCCUCGGUCUCCCAUCAUCAGUCCGACGGCAUCGUGAAGGCGUUGAACAGUGGAUUGCGUUGAUCAUGGAGCAAAACUGGGCACAUGGCAAGGAGUGGUUUGAGAAUAUCCCACACGCAGGGGAGUUGGACGGUGACGAUGCAUAUCUCUCUGAGGGUGGUGACGACAAUCGGCAGAAGACUUUACAAGGGGAGCGUGGUUCACUGGUCCUCAAUGAUACGAGGCGUGGUCUUUUGCCGGGUUUGGGGACAAUGAUGCAGGAUCGUGUCGACUGGUUGAGCCCCGAGAAUCAAGAAGAUUACGAAGAGUGGAAGGCUGAUAUCUUGGCUCGAAUUGAGCAGGUAGAGUCAACUGCGUAG
Molecule: messenger RNA, 1305 nt
Organism: Aspergillus calidoustus
Lineage: Eukaryota; Fungi; Ascomycota; Eurotiomycetes; Eurotiales; Aspergillaceae
Source: the annotation of a GenBank genome assembly